This is a messenger RNA of Stylophora pistillata, 373 nucleotides long. Its product is annotated as dolichyl-diphosphooligosaccharide--protein glycosyltransferase subunit 1. Gene Ontology annotation, cellular component: membrane; oligosaccharyltransferase complex. NCBI's taxonomy places the organism in Eukaryota, Metazoa, Cnidaria, Anthozoa, Scleractinia, Pocilloporidae. The record is from RefSeq and is a predicted model, not a curated record.
UCAACAGCUGCACUACACCUUCAAUAAAGUGCUUCUCUUACAAGAGCCACUUCUUGUUGUUGGUGCUUUCUACUUGCUUUUCAUGCUGGUUGUUAUCUACAUGAGGUUGGACUUUGCGAUCAGCAAGGAUGAAGCCAGUGAGUCGCGCAUGCGUGCAGCUUGCCUUAUCGAUGAGGGCCAACGCCUGGUAGACCGUCAGAGUGGUCUUUACUCAGUGUACUCUGAUGCCAUCCAUAAGUACAAAUCAAGCAAAGAUGCCACUGCCUUUGCUAAUGCCCGCAAGAAGUUGGAUGGAGAUUACCGGUCCAUCAGUAAUCAGAUCAUUCAGGUGCAGAGCUCCCUUAACAAGGAACAACCUGAAGCUGCUGAGAAG